Pseudocercospora fijiensis CIRAD86 is the source of this 1903-nucleotide messenger RNA. RefSeq lists its product as uncharacterized. Gene Ontology annotation, molecular function: RNA polymerase II general transcription initiation factor activity; DNA binding. The record is from RefSeq and is a predicted model, not a curated record. NCBI's taxonomy places the organism in Eukaryota, Fungi, Ascomycota, Dothideomycetes, Mycosphaerellales, Mycosphaerellaceae. The transcript is spliced from 3 exons. The coding region runs from base 553 to 1335 and encodes 260 amino acids. Gene Ontology annotation, biological process: DNA-templated transcription initiation.
CCAAGACCUGCUCCGAAUCCCGCUUUUGCAGCCCGCCAGUCCGCCAGCCAGGUCCCAUUCUCGCGCUUCCAGUCCGUAGCAACUAUCAGAUAUCCAUCAAGAGAAAGCAACGGUCGCGAGACUGAUUUCUUCAGUUACUGCUAUUGUCGAGUCACUCAUUCUCCGAGACAAUACUUCCCUUUUGCGCCCGUGACUGCAACGCGCAAGCACGUGCACCGACUACUUCUCACCUUAACGCCUGCCACAGGAGCUCCCCUCGACAACAACCAUCACCACCACUGCGAGGCAGGAUCUGCUGGUCGGCACCACCCUCGCCCACACUUGCGACCCUCACCGCCCCGCCCUCACCACCGACAGCGCAUCAGCUCAGACACUUUGACUAGUCUGCUCUGGGUCCGAGGCGCCGCUCUUCCACACGGCUGCAAAACCACCCUACCCUCAUCAUCAACCACCCACGCUCGCACCACACUCGCGUGCGCUGACAUCUACCGUCGCGACAGUCGCGCGCUUCAUCUGAACGUCCAGAAAGAAAGCGCAUCCACUAUCGCAGUCAUGGAGACCGCAGCGUACAUGACCCACCCGAACACGGCGGCAGAGGCGAAGCAGUUUGCCGCACCUGGCUCGCUCUCGUUCCCUGGCGCUGCUGGUCACUUGACACCGCCUUCGUCAGAUGCUGGCCAGCCCAGCAAGAACGGCUCGAACGGACAACAGCAAGGAGGCAAUGCCGCACAAGGCAAUGGGGUGACGCCCGCCACUCCGGCUGCGACUCCAGGCCAGGCGAACACAGGUGUUAGUGGCAUCGUUCCAACUCUUCAGAACAUAGUAGCGACGGUGAACUUGGACUGCCGACUCGACCUGAAGACCAUUGCGCUCCACGCCCGUAACGCCGAGUACAACCCGAAGCGAUUUGCGGCCGUGAUCAUGCGUAUUCGUGAACCCAAGACCACUGCACUCAUCUUCGCCUCGGGCAAGAUGGUCGUGACAGGCGCGAAGUCCGAGGACGACAGCAAGCUUGCCUCGCGCAAGUACGCCCGCAUCAUCCAAAAGCUGGGCUUCAAUGCUAAAUUCACGGACUUCAAGAUUCAGAAUAUCGUCGGCUCUUGCGACAUCAAGUUCCCAAUCCGUCUCGAGGGUCUUGCGAGCAGACAUCAUAUGUUCUCAUCGUACGAGCCGGAGCUUUUCCCCGGUCUCAUCUAUCGUAUGAUGAAGCCGAAGAUCGUACUUCUGAUCUUCGUCUCUGGUAAGAUAGUCCUCACCGGUGCCAAGGUCCGUGAGGAGAUCUACCAGGCCUUUGAGCUCAUCUACCCUGUGCUCUCCGACUUCCGCAAGACCUAAAAAACUUCAACAACCAAAGGCAUCCUGUACCAGUAUUACGGUCUCUUGUAACAACACUACAUCAUUCAGAGGUUCGAUGCCAACCUCGACCAAAUCUCGACCGACACUCACGAUCACUCUACCACACUGGCCGUCGCCAGCCACCACUCACUGUGGGAUCGAAGAGACUCAACCAGAUGACAUUAUUUACGAUUUUGCUUUUCUUGCAUGGCGAGGUGUUUUACGGCGUUCACUCAUGCAACCCCCACACUGGAGCUUUUUAAUGGGCUUUCACUACUCCUGAAGUGAUGGGUUGCGACUUGAGUUUCAUCAACCAUUAGACUUUGGGGCGCGAGCGCUGGCAAAAAAGGAACAGCCAGCAUUUGCGCGAACAGAGGCUCUAUAAGAGAGUCUUACCAAGAUUGACGACACAGCAAGGCGGAAAUUGGUCAAAAGCUAGAUGCGAUGCACUGCGACGGCAUCGGCAGCGAGCAUGCAUGCUGGAUUGCUGAUAAUACGCGGAAGCAGAAAGAGUAUCUGAGAUAUGGCUUACAGGUAGUGCACCAAUGCCAUUCUCGUGCUUAAUUGA